AUGCCCAUUCGAUAUUUCCCCCAUUCUUCCAUUUUACUUGCCUUUCUCUUGCCAAACUUUUUCCCACUUUACACUUUUUUUGCCCAAAAUAAAUGCCAUUCUCAAAGCUACUUAAAACCGGUGCCAGACCUAGCAUGGUCCACCCUAUCUCCUUCCACACCGAUGCAUCUCUCACACCUUUAAAGAAAUUGGUACCAUGUAUCGCCUUUUCUCGACCACGGGAUGCUUCUCUUGUGGAUUCAUUUCCUGAUACCAACAAUCGCUCAAAAAGACAUGCAUCACCGCAUGCCAUUUUUUUCGAUGCACGCACGAGCAAAGAGAUGGCCAUGUCUGAUAAUACAUUUUUGGAUGGUCCGCGCGGCUUACAUUCUGUGCCGUUGGGCGGAGCAGAAAUUUUAAUGCACACAGAAAACGUCCAUGUGUCACCGUCGGACUUGGAUAUCCAUGUCGAUCGCGAUAAGCCGACAGCCGCUGAGGCAGCCAGUUUAAGUGGGCCCUCACUCUUCGAUGGUAAGUGUUCACAAUUCGACCUGCCGAUGUAUCCCAAUCAGUUUCUGAGACUUGUUUUUAUAGUUCAGGGUAAACAAAAUAAACGUCAAGCACGCUUAUUUUCACCCGGAGAUAGCGACAUCCAGUUACUGCAGGAACAGUUGGAACGCUUUGAACAGGAGCAAUGCAGUUGCGAAGACGACGAUAGCCUUCAAACCGAAAGGGAACACAUCAUGUUUCAAAAACUGCAAGAAACGGAAUGGCAACUCGAACUGCUUCUAUCAACCUGCGACGACUGAAUCUAUUACUACUCAACAAAUUUGCAAAGCAACCAUUAUGAAGUGCAUCAAGUUGUUCAACGCAGUCAAGACCUGUAACGCAGACGACCCCGAGACUUCACGUCUCAACGAGUGUCAUGUCAACGGAACGUGCCUUUCAUUCAACUUCAUCAGUCCAUCUUUACCGAAAUCUCUCGCCACUCAUUCAUCCCAUU
This is a messenger RNA of Radiomyces spectabilis, 982 nucleotides long. RefSeq lists its product as uncharacterized. The transcript has a single exon. The coding region runs from base 93 to 788 and encodes 231 amino acids. The record is from RefSeq and is a predicted model, not a curated record. NCBI's taxonomy places the organism in Eukaryota, Fungi, Mucoromycota, Mucoromycetes, Mucorales, Radiomycetaceae.